UCAGUGUGCAGUGAAUGUGUUAAUAGUAUUGAACAGCGGUGCUUAUGUGUUGUGUAACAGUUUGGAUUGUGGCUCAGAGCUCCUCCUGCGUCCAUUCAACUGGGUCGCAUUGCUUGGGGGAUGGGGGUUCUGCUGGAGGCUUCCCUUCCUUUACGUGGCCCUCAGAUGACGUCGUGAGCCCCACCUUCAGCAAAACACCGGAAGAAAGACAAACCUCAAUGUUGAUCGCUUGAAGUACCUGCAGCAGCAAUGCACUUUCAAGCCAAACACAUUCUGCGCCUGAAUCACCGCGUCCCCUUUCAGCUCAAGAGGACACUCGGGCGGAAACUGUGGACUGCUUUAGCUGCACAGCAACCUGGACAACCAGCAGCUGGCUGGCAGGCGUCCGCAGACUUUAAGAAGUAUUUCGCCCUGCAGUGUUACAGAAAAUAUGCAUACGACACGGCGUACGGCCGAGCCUUCGCCACAGCCAGAGACAACCCCGAGAAGUUCUGGGGUGAGGUGGGACAGGACAUUAACUGGUUUGAACCGUGGAGUAAAACUUUGCACGUUGAGGAUCCAGUGUUUCCAAACUGGUUUGUUGGUGGGAAGCUGAACAUGUGCUACAAUGCUGUGGAUCGUCAUGUAGAAGGUGGUCGUGGAGAUCAGCCUGCCAUCAUUUAUGACAGCCCAGUGACAGGAACCAAACAGGUCAUCACUUUCAGGGAACUUCAGGACCAGGUUUCCAGGUUAGCAGGAGUGUUGGUGAAGAAUGGGGUACAGAAAGGAGAUAUGGUAGUCAUCUACAUGCCCAUGGUGCCGCAGGCCAUGUUCACCAUGUUGGCCUGUGCACGGAUUGGUGCCCCACACAGCCUUAUCUUUGGCGGUUUUGCUUCCAAAGAGCUUUCCAUCCGCAUAAAUCAUGCCAAGCCCAAGCUGAUGGUCACAGCCUCAUUUGGCAUUGAGCCAGGCAGAAGAGUAGACUACAUCCCUCUGGUGGAGAAAGCCUUGGAGCUUAGCUCUCAUAGGCCCUCUAAAGUCCUCAUCUACAACAGGCCCAACAUGGAGAAAGUAUCAAUGAGUCCGGAGUUGAGUCUGGACUGGGAGGAAGAGAUGGCCACAGCUCAGCCUCAUGACUGUGUUUCAGUUCCCUCCAACCACCCUCUUUACGUCCUCUAUACAUCUGGGACCACAGGAACACCAAAGGGUGUUGUGCGAGACACUGCAGGCUAUGCUGUGAUGCUGAAGUGGACCAUGUCAAAUAUUUAUGGACUCAGUCCUGGAGAUGUUUGGUGGGCAGCGUCAGACCUGGGCUGGGUGGUUGGCCAUUCUUAUAUCUGCUAUGGUCCUCUGCUCCAUGGUAACAGCACAAUUCUUUACGAGGGUAAACCUGUGGGGACCCCAGACCCUGGAGCGUUCUUCCGUGUCCUCUCAGAAAACGGUGCCGCCUCCUUGUUUACUGCACCCACUGCCAUCCGAGCCAUUCGCCAGCAGGACCCGCAUGCUGCUGUUGGGAAAAAAUACCCCCUGUCCAGGUUGCGGUCUUUAUUCCUGGCAGGAGAGCGUUGUGACGUGGAGACGCUGGAGUGGGCAAAGAGGAGCUUUGGUGUUCCUGUCCUGGAUCACUGGUGGCAGACUGAAACCGGCUCAGCCAUCACCUCCUCAUGUAUUGGGCUGGGUAACUCACUAACGCCACCUGCAGGCCAGGCUGGAAAACCUGUUCCAGGCUACAAUGUCACAGUGAUCGAUGAUGACAUGCGGGAGGUGAAGCCAAGAACCCUGGGAAAUAUUGUGGUGAGGCUACCUUUACCACCUGGUGCCGCGUUGUCAUUGUGGCAGAACAACGAUCUGUUCAAGAAGCUCUACUUCACCAAGUUCCCAGGUUACUAUGACACCAUGGACGCAGGCUUUGUGGAUGACGAGGGUUUCCUUUACAUCAUGUCCCGUUCUGAUGAUGUCAUCAACGUGGCCGGCCAUAGGCUGUCUGCUGGAGCGUUGGAGGAGUCGGUGCUGCAGCACCCUGCAGUGGGGGACUGUGCCGUGGUGGGUCUAGAGGACGCUCUGAAGGGUGUUGUUCCCUUGGCCCUGUGUGUACUCAAAAAUGGUGUGCAGAAAAAUGAAGAGGAGAUCAUAAAUGAGAUGGUGAAGCUUGUGAGAGACACCAUUGGACCAGUGGCUGCCUUCAGGAAAGUGCUUUUUGUCCAGGGUUUGCCCAAGACUCGCUCUGGCAAGAUCCCUCGCUCCUCUUUGGCCAACCUAGUCAACGGAAAGCCUUACAAGAUCACCCCAACCAUCGAGGACCCAGGAGUGUUCAAAGACAUCGAGAGGCAGGUCGAAAAAGCCCUGAGAGCUCGUGGAGGCUGAACUCACCUGUUGGACGGCAAACAAAACUGAGGUUGGAUCACGAGCAGCUCUUCCAUCACUGUGAAGUAGAAGUACAUGAACAACAAGUCUUUUUUUCUAAGUCAAAAUGGACACUAACUUUGGAGUUUUAGCUUCUGAUUUUAUAUGAACUGUGCCAAAACCAUGAAGCAGGGUUACCUCCAUUCCAUUGGCAAUAGUGAAAUUAACAAGUUGUUUGUAUGUAAUCUGAAUAAUAAAAAAAAACAACAUGAAAA
Molecule: messenger RNA, 2597 nt
Organism: Scatophagus argus
Lineage: Eukaryota; Metazoa; Chordata; Actinopteri; Scatophagidae
Gene: acss3
Product: acyl-CoA synthetase short chain family member 3
Exons: 16
Coding region: 250-2343 (697 amino acids)
Source: RefSeq, a predicted model, not a curated record